Messenger RNA from Meloidogyne enterolobii, 307 nucleotides. NCBI's taxonomy places the organism in Eukaryota, Metazoa, Nematoda, Chromadorea, Rhabditida, Meloidogynidae. The record is from the annotation of a GenBank genome assembly.
UUUCUCGUUCGGUCUGGGACCUAAUUCACGGUCUCGAUCUCGGCUCUCGAGUCUCAAUAAAUUUUAAUUCCCUCGCAGCACUAAAAUUUUGCCUCCGGUAUACUGCACUACAUCAAAAAAUAUUUUUAUUAAAAUUCCAUCAAACAUGGAGGAAAACAAAAGUUUCUAUAGCCCAAUUUAUUCAACAUACAAUGAAAAAGGGUUUGCUCCUGAACUAUUUUUCAAUGCUCUACCUACUACAUUAGUUUCUAUAUUCAUAAUUAUAUCAAAUUCUAGUCUUUGUUAUAUUAUUAUUAAAUAUAGGUAA